Messenger RNA from Dreissena polymorpha, 12178 nucleotides. Its product is annotated as transmembrane protein 65-like. NCBI's taxonomy places the organism in Eukaryota, Metazoa, Mollusca, Bivalvia, Myida, Dreissenidae. The record is from RefSeq and is a predicted model, not a curated record. Gene Ontology annotation, cellular component: mitochondrion. The transcript is spliced from 7 exons. The coding region runs from base 113 to 775 and encodes 220 amino acids.
UACAAGACGACUCAGUUUGCAAAAUGCUUGGAAUGUAACCUUGUUUAUGUUUUAUCAGUGAAGUUAAACUGAACACUAGAAAAUAUAUUCGAGAAUUCUAACGAGAUAAAAGAUGGCUUUACGUCUUAUACGACCGGGAUUUAGCCUGAUUCAACUGAUAAACCGUGAAGGACAAUUAAAGUCAUUCACCUGCUUAGAACAUGUUAGAGUGUCACACCAAUUUCCGAAGGGAGAAGUGGAACCAAGCAAGUACAAAGCUGUCUACAGAGACUUCCAUGGGGGAAUCGACGGGCCAUCCACCGCCAGAGACUUUGUGUAUGCUCUUAACAAACAGGAAAGGGAUCUUCUGCAUACAGAGUUAAUGAAACUUAAUGUAGAUAUGAAAGAUGUACCAGGGGCAGGCGCCCAGGGUCGACCCAGCAAUGUUCAACUUAAAGCAGUGAUGCUUCACAAUGCGGUACCCUUCAUUGGUUUUGGAUUCCUUGACAACUUUCUUAUGCUAAUCGCAGGUGACUACAUAGAACAUCAUUUUGGUGCAAUGUUUGCAAUCUCCACAAUGGCAGCUGCUGCAUUGGGCAACUGGAUCUCUGAUCUUGCAGGCAUUCAAAUGGCACACCACAUCGAGAGCGUUUCUAGUCGCUGGGGUGUGAAGACACCUGCCAUGACAGCGGAACAGGUGGACAUGAGAAUCACCCGGUUGGCAGCGUUCACUGGUAAAAUCGUCGGUAUAACAAUAGGCUGCUUUCUAGGAAUGUGUCCAUUGUUGUUUAUUUAGCAGAAGACAAUAAGUACUCCCAGAGUUCCCGCCCUUUUCCGGUGAUACAGCCAUACCACAAUUUGACAAAGAGUGACCUCCCAUUCCUUAUACUUCAUAUGUGUGAAUACAAUGCAUAUAUAUAUAUAUAUAUAUAUAUAUAUAUAUAUAUAUAUAUAUAUAUAUACAGUGUUCUGCCGUGAAUUUUUAUUGUUGGGGACAGGGACCCUUUAGGGUUAAAAAAGUGGGGACAAAAAGGAUAAAUAUGGGGACAGAGAAAUAUAUUUGUAGCAGAAUUUAAUUUCCAGAAACUAAUUAUAUUUUACUUGCAUUCUUAAAUUUGCUUGUUUUCUUCUUACAGCAAGUCCACAGGACGUAACAUUCUAAUUCAACCAUGAAUAUUUUAAAAACUUUUUAAAACUGUCAAACAAUAGCCAACAUAUUUACAUAACUUUCAACAGAUUUAUGGUCAUUGAACUCAGCAUUGCGUGUCAAAGUACUUGUUCGAUAAUUAGAAUUACCGAUAGUAAACGUGUUUUUUUGUGCUUCAUGCACAAAGUGUAUGUCAUUUUGUUGUUGUCAAACAGUGACCAAGACAAUUUUUGAAGCCAAUUUGCUUGGAACGUACACAUGUAUGUUUAGGGCCAGGGGUAGACUUUUUUGUCAUUGCUAAACGAUGUUGGGACUUGGGAAGACUCUGUUGGGGUGUUGUUAUUAUUUUCGUCAUAUUUUCUAAUUUUACUUGCCGGAGGACAAAAACUAAAAUGGAUUUUGUUUUCUUCGGCCGGUCACUUUCCGCCAUUUUGAUUGGUUGUUAUAAUCUCAACUUACCAAUACAAUAAAGUGUUAUUAUAGUAAAUUUACCAUUGGCUGCAAAAUGACGUCACGUCCAAUGAAAUAAUUCGUUUUGAUUACACACUCACUCAAUUACUUUACCGACUAACCAAUUGAAUUGAUUAGUUUUUAUUACUAAUUCCUGUGCGCUCGCGGACCCAUAUACGGAAAAUGGGUGGGGACAAAUCUUUUAUUUUUACGCCAAUGACGCAAGGGCGCAUCAACGGCAGAACACUGUAUAUAUAUAUAUAUGUUGCACAGAGUUUGCUCCCUUUCCCCACAUUGGAAACACUUGCAGGGUCAUAUGAAUUUAUUCGGUACCUUACCACAUAUUCACCAAAUAAGUGCUGAUAAUUAUAAAUUUUGUGUUGAGAUUUUCUUUUGUGUUUUUGUAACCAUGUGUAGAGUGUAAGCAAUAAAUGCCAAAAUUGGGAAUGUUAAAAGUUCAGGUAGUUUAUGGUGUUAUUGCUCAAUCAUAAUUGUUAAGAAUGUUUGUCAUAACUUCAAAUCAAAUGUAGCUAGAUUUUUUUGGUAUAAGAUGAAAUACUGUAUUUUUCAAAUCUUUUAAAAGCUAUGUUUACAUAUAGUGAUGUCAAACCUUUACAAACUAAAUUGCAGAUGUAUUUGUUUAGGAUUUCACACACUCCUUUCAUAUGUAUAUAAAUAUGUAUACAUUUAAUGUUUAAAAACAAAAGGACUGAUGACAUAUUGUAUGCCGUCAGAUACUGAACUUUUGAAUUUGUUAAUGAUUUGCUAUUUGUUAAAUGAUAAAAUGUUGUUUAUUCUUAAAAAGACAUCAACAUUUAUUGACAUUGUUACUUGUUAUGUCACAUGCACAAGUAAGAUGUUUGGUUUAAAAGUGUAGAAGCUCUUUUUGCUUUAGUCACUACCCGGGCUAGUUUGUAGACUUUUGUUGUAGGGACCAUAGUUUUUCACAAGUGUGGCCCUUAUUUUCUCUUUAGAGUGCGUUUUAUUGUGGUUAAGUUCAUGUAUAUCCCUACAUGUUGUUCAUCUCUGUUACUGAAAUGAAAUGUAGAACUGUAGAAUGUAUAUGUUCUAACCAUGUGUACUUUUUAUGGUUUUAGAACUAUAUCAUUUAAUGGUAUUAGGCAUAACCACAUUAAUUUGUUACAUGUGCUGUGUUUAAUAACAUUUGUAUUAUUGCUUUGAAGUAAUAUUUUAAAUUGUUGGAUUGUUCAGUUGGAUAUAUUCCUUUACAUGUUAAUUCGUCUGCAGUUGUCAAUAAUCAUUUGCAUCAAUUUUGGUCCUUUUUAGUCCAUUACCGGUGUAACCGGGGGAAACUAUAGGCCACCUGGUGGUUUAUCUGUGUGUCUGUGCCUGUGUUUUUCUGUCCAAAUCUGGGUCAUGCAAUCUGAAAAGAACUUUGUAUAGUUUCUCAAAAUAUUAAAACUAUAACCUGGAUCAUGCAGUUACUUGAAAACUUAUCAAUCUAAUUUUCUGAAAUUUGGUACAUGGAUAGAUUAUCACAUGUGGAAUAUGAAUUCAUAUUUUUCUGACUGUCCUGCCAACAAUGUGCAUCAUGUGGUAACUAAAAAAGAACACAAACUAAGUUGAUGAAAUCACUUUGUAUAUAUAGUUGGUCAUAUAGGAAUAUGCACAUUAUUUUUUCUUUUUGAUCAGACAAAAAUUUUGUUUUUUAUGGGUUCAGCAAAUAAAUACUAAGAUCUGUAUACUGCCAUUUCUAUAAAGUACAUACUCUUAGUUAAUGAAACUAAGUGGAGAUGUUGUUCUUACCCCAACAACAUUAACAGAGUAAAGAUAACUGCUGAAUUGUAAGCUCUUGUGUGUUCUAGUUUGAACAUUAAUAUGUUUUUUAUGCAAAAGUUGAGUAUAAUCGAUAGUGUCUUCCUGUCUUUGAAGGUGUGUCAUGUUUACUGGUUUAGCUUAAUUAGUGCAUGUUUGUUACAUGAGUUUAAUUUAAUGAUGUAUUUUUUCUGAUUUAAAGCUUUUUCACAUCUGUGUUCUCAUCACAGUAAAUGCAAUUGAAGUAGCUAAACAUUGUGGUUUGAACAGAUGAGAAAUGUUUUCUUUUUUAUUUGGAAAAAGAAUACCAUUAUUUCAUAUAGAAUAUUUCUUGUAUGGUAUAGAACCAGUGUAUUUUUAUCAUCCCAAAGAGUGGGAGGCAUUAGGCAUUGCACUUGCCAUUCUGCAUUGUUGUCCGUACAUCCAUAUAUCCUGAAGUGUUUUGAACUUUUUCUUUAUUUUUAUUUCUGUAUUUGUCUGUUUCCAAACAUGUUUUAUGGGGGAAUCUGUGUCUGUAAAAUAUUUCUAGUUACAUAUGUUUUUAUAAAGAUAAUGAAUAGGGUAUAUUGUUUACCUGUAGAUUACAAUAGAUAAUUAUAUACAAGUAUUGUUAAUACAUGAUAGUUAUUGUUUUUUGGUAGAACACUGAAUCUGUUUUUAGCUUGUUUGUUUUUUACGUGUAUAUACUUUUCCUUUUUGGAUGUGGGUAAAAGGUAUCGCAGCUUUGUGCGUGGCUUUUAAAUUGUAUACACAUGCUUUGUACUAAUGUUGCAUCUAUGUUUUGUAGAAAAUCAUUACAUGUUUAUAAAAAAGGAUUGGACUGUGAACAAAAUAAAAUACAUUUGUUGGGUAUUUAUAUAUUUUAAUCUUUCAAUAAUAACUGUUCUUCAAAAAUGAUAAGUGAAUUAAUAAGUGUUCAUGUGAAUUAAAUAGUGUUCUUCAAAACUGAUUGUACUCUCCUUACAAAUUUAUACUUUCUUUAAAAUCCAGUGUUUUUCAUUAUAAGCCGCAGCUUUUGUUCUUUUGUUAAUUGUUUUUCUAAAUUAUUAUUAUCUUUUUUACUUAGUUAGUAUUGUUCACUUGUAAGUGUUCUUAAAGAUUAAGAAAUCUUCUUAUAAAAAUCAAUAACUGUUCUUCAAUACUGAUUGUGUUCUUUUUCAAAACUGUAUUCUUUGAGCCUUAUAAACUGAAAGACAUAAACAGAACAUUGGCUCCUUGACAACAACGCUAACAUUUUAAACAGUAUUGACAAAAACUAUCGUGCGAAUACCAUCACAUGCGCCAACACAGCCUACGCCAAUGGUCGUUACUUCGGGAAAGGUGGCGUAGCGAUCAUGUGGCAUAAAGAUCUUAAUAACCUGGUUGAAAUCGUAGACACAAACAGCGACAGAAUUGCAGCCAUACGCAUAUGCUGCGGCUCUAUCUCAAUCCUCAUAGUACAAGUCUACCUCCCUGCAGCUAAUCAUGACAUUAGCAGCUUCAAAAGCGCAGUGGACCAACUAUGGGACAUAUGUACUGUGCACACCGAAUCUAAUUACAUCCUGAUAAUGGGCGACUUCAACGCCAGAUUUCCCAGACCAGACGUCACCACUCAUCUCCGAUCACGUGACAUGUACGUUACGGAACUUGCUAAAUCUCUCCAUUUAUAUGUUGCUACGGACACAGUGUCAUGCACAGGUCCUCCAUUUACGUUUUACCCUUACAAUGACGCCAAUCCCUCACGCAUUGACCAUGUACUACUAGACGAACGUUUAUCACAUACAGUCAACAGUUGCGGGGUCAUACCUGAUGCACCACUGAACGUUUCUCGCCAUCUCCCAGUUUUUAUUAGCCUCUCUAUCGAUAUACGCCAAGAUGAAACAUGUUCUUCUCAAGCACUACCAAGGGUGACAUACCGUUGGUCAAACUCCUAUGAAAUCAAUGAAUACAAGAACGCCGUGAGCAUCUGUGCGCGACUCAGUUGGACUUCACAGACGUCAAUGAGACGUACUUCCAUAUAGUCCGAUGUAUAAGUUCUGCGGCAGAAAAAUGCGUCUCAAAACGAACAUACAAACGCUUCCUCAAACCAUUUUGGUCUUCCGAACUUAAAAACAAACAUCACCAACUACGCCUAGCACGCCUUGCAUGGAUCUGGAGCGGUAGGCGCACUGGUUCACAAGAAUAUGCGCACUACAAAGCAAUAAAGAAAACCUUUUGACGAAACCUUCGCAUGGCCAGUCACCGUUACGAUGAAGAGGAAAUGGAUAGAAUAGACACUUUAGCCGAAAUAGAUCAAAAAGCUUUCUGGAAAGUUGUCAACUCCAAAUGCGCAAAAAGCAAACAAAAUGGUCGCGAACUCGAUUUCGAUGGGAAGCGGGAGACAACCAUCGAUGGGGUGCUCCGAGGUUGGAACUCCCACUUCAACCGCCUAUACUCAUUCGAAGAGAACCCCAAGUUCGACCCUUUUCACAAAGAACUAGUUGAAAAUUCAGUAAAAGAGUACCUCAAAACUCCAGACGUCGAUCAUGACUACACAGAAAUUGCCUACGAAACAAACACAACUGAACUGGAUCAAAUAAUCAAGGAACUACCAAACAACAAAAGCGCAUCACUCGACAACAUCACAUAUGAACACCUGAAAUAUGGCGGCCCAACCUUAACAGAGUGUCUUGUAAAAGUCUUUAACUCAAUCUUGACCCACUGUCAAAUACCUAACGGUUUCAAACAUGGUCUCAUCGUCACCCUGCAUAAAGGAAAGGGGAAGCAACCGACCGACCCCAACAGCUAUCGGGCUAUAUCACUUAUUCCUGUGGUCGCAAAACUAUUUGAAAAGCUUCUAAUGAAACGCAUAGAAAACACCGCAGCAUGGUCUAAACUCAACAAACUACAAUACGGGUUCCAGAAAAACAAAAACUGCAAAAUGGUAUCAUACAUGCUACAAGAGGCUCGCGACUACUGCUGCGAACGUGGAAGCAGCCUCCAUGCGUGUUAUCUGGACGCUCAGUCCGCCUUCGACAAAGUUUGGAUCAACGGGCUGGUUUACAAACUUCACCAACUUGAUGUCUGUGGAAAGUUACUCCCGAGUUAUCUUUGAGUCACUCCAAAAUUGCACCAGUCGCGUACUAUCACGCGGAUUUGUCUCGGAACCCUUCCCGAUUCAACAGGGCACCCGGCAGGGCAGCAUAUGUGCACCAUUCUUUUACAUCGUUUACAUAAACGACCUGCUUAACGAACUCAUGACAUCCCCAUACGGCUUUAGAAUCGGCGACCAGUCAUUAUGUUCCCCAACCCAAGCUGAUGACGUGGUACUCCUGUCGCUUUCGCGCCGCGGCUUAAACGAACUAGCGGAGAAGUGCAACUCAUACGCUAACAAGUGGCGUUUCACUUACAACGCUUCCAAAUGUGCCGUUAUUACCAUGGGCCGACAACGAUCCAAAGCAAUACCCGCCUGCCAGAUCGCUUAUGAUUCAACACCAAUACCCGAAGCGGUAAAUUACAAACAUUUAGGUAUAAUACAGUCGAUCAGUGGAAAAUACCCUUACGACAUUGACGCUGUGAAACAGACAAUAAGAGGCACGUUCCUUUCCCUCUCGCAGAAAGUGUCCGGAAGGUCCGGAGCAAACCCAAACACUGCGAUUAAACUGUACAAGACCGCAGUCAUUCCCAAAGCGCUGUUUGGCUGCGAGCUGUGGAACAGUAUCUCCAUUGCCGACAUGCAACAACUCGAGGUAGCCCACCACUUUUGUUUGAAACGUGCCCAAGGUCUCCCCCAUCUCACGCGCUCAGACAUGGUGCUCGGCCUUGCGGGAAUGACUUCCAUCGAAGCGCUUAUCGACCUGCAAAAAUUAGCAUUCCUUGGCUCACUAUGCCACGCUCCUACAGGCGAACCGUGCCAUACGCUUUUCAUUUUAAGACUGUGUCAGUUUGACUUGUGCGAAAACCGGAAAAUUGGCUUUAUUCCAGAUAUUGUGAAAAUUCUGCAAAAAUACAACCUUGAAGACUACUUAACGACCUUUAAGACCAACAGCUUAUUCCCGUCAAACGAGAAAUGGAAAUCUGUCUGCAAAAAAGCAGUGCGCCAACACGAAACCAGUCAUUGGCGUACGAGGCUCGAACAACAUAAAGAUUUUUCGCUUUUAAAAGAAGUACACAAGAGCCUGGAACCGGCUACCACAUGGAGAGUCGCGAAGAUCCGCCCAGACAGCUUAUCGCUCAUGAAGUUCCUGUCUCGGUUAUGCUGCAAAAAACCUCCUGAACAACCCGUCCUAUGCUCAAAGUGCACACACCAGCAUAUGCACAUCGAAGUGGUACACGCACUUUUUGAGUGCCCCUUUACCGACUCGCCGGCUCGUCUACAAACGUUCAUAGAAACCGUUCGGCCACUAAGCGCACCACUGCACGAACACUUGAAAAACGUAGAGCCUGCAACACUGGUGUUGUACCUUAUGGGUAUGAUCGAUGACGUCAUAGCAGACUUGAUGCCUAUAGCACUCUACCCAGAGUUUCUGAUUAACUGCGCGAAUUUUCUACAAUCGGUACUCUCGGGUUAGUCAUCAAGAGAACUACCCGCAUUUCGUCGAACCCUAAACCUGGCACUUCCAAAUUUCGCUUUCUUUAUUAGUGAAGUGCUUUGGACGCUGAUUAGGGUAUAAAUAUGACGCGUUCAAAGAACUGAGAAAUAAAGUACACCCUUGCGACCUUCAAUGUCAUUCUUGGAAACAAAUUUUGUAUUCACAUGCAUAUAUACAUGUAUAUAACAAUUUGACUUAAUCUCUAUUUAUUUACAUUGAUUGUCUUUUUGUAUUUGUGCUAUGUUUGUAUCGUUUGUUUGUAUCAUGUACAUCUUCAGAAAAUGGAGGCAAUAAAGAUAUAUAUAUUGAAUGUUAAAAAUGUUUAGUACCAACGUAUGUACAGGUAUAUGAACACCUAUUCUAUUUCUGUUUGCUGUAUAAUUUAGUUCAAGUUAUUGUUGAAGUUGUAAUAGUGCAGACCCUUGAUUGUUAUGACUAUUGUUAGAUUUGUUAAUGUAUAAUAUUUAAAAAAAAAGCUUAAUAUUAAAACAUAGCAAUACAUUGUGUUGUGAACUUGUUUUACUGGUAAAUUAUAAAAUGAUAUUAUGUUUGAUUUUAAUUUGAUUUUAAAGUCAUGGCUGUUUGCAAAUAUUUAAUAUAUUAAUUUUUUUUUCAUUUUUAGAGAAAUCAAUGAUGGAAAGAUUGAGUUGAGACUGUAAGCUUUUAUUCUUGGGAUUUGAUCAUGUUCAAUGUAUGUGUGAGGCUUAGCAAAAGACUGUGUCAGCUGGUAAAUUAUCCCUCACAAACAAAAGGUAUAUUCAGAAUGUGUGUAUAUUUAGUGAUUUGUGUAAAGCAUUGAAGUGUUAACUAAUGAAUAGGAUGUAUACCUCAUAGGGCUUAAACUUUAUAGUAUAGUAAAAUUAUAGUAACAUUAGUUAUAGAAAAUGCUUUUAUUAUUAUUUUAUAUUUUUUAUUUUAAUACCUUUAAAUACUAGUGAUAAUUUCGUUGAGUAUAAUGUUAUAAAAAUUACAUAUACAUUUCAUUUACUAUACAGUAAUCAAUUUUAUAAUCUGAUUCUUACACAGUUUUAGCAAUCACUAAAUACUACUCAUACUAUUUGAUGGCAUUCAUAUCAUUUAUUAUGUGUAUUGUUGUACCUCCUGACGGUGCCACUGAAGUCUCGCUUAUAUAUUUUUUAUAUCUUAGAAGAUUUUGGGCUUCCUGACGGUGCCACUGAAGUCUUGCUUUUAUAUUUUUUAUAUCUUAGAAGAUUUUGGGCUCCUGUGUUUUCUUUUUAUAGCCCCCAUUUGAAAGUAUACUGGAAUCACCAUCAAUGUCUUUCUAUCAGAAUACCUAUCAAUGGGUACAACAUUUUCCUCUGGUUUCUCCUUCACCUUUGAACAUACAACAUUUAAUCUUGCAAGGACGCUUCCUUAUGACAUGAAAAUGUGCAUGUGAGAUUGUUUACAACCCAUUCUAACAAUAACAAAAGUGAUGCCACUAAUUCUACAAAGAUUUUCUGUAAAUAAUGAUUGUUACCGUCUGUAGAUUUGUUUGCGAAAGAUUAUCGUCACUGUAACUUCAGAGUUGAGAUGUGUUAUAUGUGAUAUGUAAAAUUGUGUAUUUGCCUUCUACUUAGUUUCAUCAAAUCAUGACAAUUUGAUCAUGACUUGGGACACCCAGAGGUCUAAGUAUUCAUACAGACUUACGUAGGCAAAAAACAUUAAAAAAAAUGACAAGUCGCAGAUAUAUUUGCACUUUGGACUGUAACUAUAUAUUUUGGUUCUGUACAAACUUUGUUUAAAAAACCUGCAAUUGGUUUCGAAAACAACUACACCGAAAGGAACACUUUUCAUUGUUAUAACUUGGUACUUGUUCUUUAACGCAACGCUGGCGGUAGGGCGAGAUGGUGAAGUAUUUGUCAACACUUUGACAAGUUCUGGUAACAAUAUGCCUUGUUCUUAUCUCUCCUGUUUGGUUAAUAUUCACUUCCCAUCUACACCGUUUGGCAGCUUUUAUUUGUAUUCUAGUCGAAACUAAUAUUAAAGUAAACCAUUUGUGUAAAUGAUUAAUAACCAUGAAACCUCUUUUAUGUCCUUUUAGUAUGCAAAUCAUAGUAAUGUCAACUGAACUAUGCAAUUGUUUGUGAUUGAAAUAUGAUAAUCCAAUCCACAAGAAUGAAAACUCUGAUAUGAAUCUUUUAUUUUUCCCGAUUAUUUUUUUCCCUUCGUUAUAGAAAUUGUUUGGUAAUAAUGAAAAUGAUGGUGGAUUAGUUCUGUUUUAUAACAUAGAAGUUCUGACUUAGAUAAGGAUUUUGAGAUAUGUUUUGAAGAUUGAUAGAUCUGCUUUUUAGCUCACCUGAGCACAACGUGCUCAUGGUGAGCUUUUGUGAUCGCCUUUUGUCCGUCGUCCAUCUAUUAUUUAGAUUAUUUUUAUUUGGUAUUUUCUAAAUUAGAAAGCCUCUAUUUUAUUUCAAUAACUUUAGUAAAUUCUUCUUAUUUUUACAUUUGAUUCACUGAAGUUACUUAAUCUCCAUAAAUUGUGUUCUUUAGAUUAAGUUAGACCUAUUUUCUAAACUAGAUUUUUGAAGCAACUUCUAGACUUACAGUAACUAAUAUUUAUAUCAGUUGUUUUGACAGAUUGUGAACUUCUUUUUACAUUCAUUAAGGUAUUUGCUGUAUGUUGUUCAUUUUUGUAACGAUACUUAGAUUCUUUAGACUUGGCUUGUACCUGUUCUUAAUUCUCUGUCAUUGUUCUUCAUUUUCCGAGUUCUCGGAAUAAAAGUUAGUUAUUUUCGUUAAAGCUGCUUUGGUUUUCACUUAAAGAUUAAUUCUUUGAGUGUAUUCAGGCGUAUAUGACUGGACGCCUUUAGUUAAUUGAAUAACAACCAGUCAGUGGUGUCACCGAAAUAAGCGUUCAUCGAAUAAAUAUUUCCGCAUUACAUAAGUGCUCACAAAGUUACAUAACUCGCAACCAUCAACCAUUCCGUGACCGGUUCACUUGUGUAAGCGAACGAGACCGCACUUUCACAACUGGAUACAACAGUUGAGUUCGAAAAUGGUUUGGAUCGGUAAAAAACAUGGCCGCUAGGGGGGGGGGGGGUCUUUUUCCUUAUAUUUAUAUAGUAAAAAAGCUUGUGAACACUCUAGAAGUCACAUUUUUUGCCUAAUCAUCAUGAAAUUUUGUCAAAACAUUAGUUAUGUGGAUUUCUCAAACGGGUUUGAAAAUGGUCGUGAUCAGUGUGAAAAACAUUGACGCCAGGGGGUGGGGCAGUUUUCUUUAUAUGUAUAUAGUGAAAACAUGUGAACAGUCUAGAAGACACAUUUUUUCCCCAAUCUUCAUGAAAUUAGGACAUAUCUUGGAAGAGUUAAAAAAUGGUGCAGGUCUGUUAAAAAACAUGGCCGCCAGGGGGCCAUUUGUUGUUCAUUCUUCAUGAAAUUUGGUUAGAACAUUUGUUCCAUUGAUAUCUUGGGCUGCAAAGAACAGGUCAUUUCUUUUUUUAUCUCAGGUGAGCGACUUCGGGCCAUUCAGGCGCUCUUGUUAUUUGAUUACUCAAGUGGAAAGGAAAACUAGUGCUUGAGGAUUGAAGUUAUCUGAAAAAAAAUCAAUUGUGCUAUGUAUUUAUGAAAAUUUCACAUUUGACUAGUUUUAACUAGUUUUGAUAUUACUUUUUGCUAUAUUAUUACACAGAUCUAUGACUCUUUGGUCAGUCGUGUAAUAGAAAUGUUUGGUCAUAAACAUGAAUAGCAAUUUAAGAUUAUUCUGGCAAUGUAUAUUUUAGUUAGAGUAAUGGAAUUAAGAAAUUGCAAUGUAGAAGUAUUUACAGUAUAUGAUUUAAUUUUUAUGUUUGUUAUAUUACAUUUUAAAUAUGGUUACGUAAAAUGAUUAUUAAUUGUUAUUUGAUCGUUACCUUUCCACUUCACAAUAAAUGGUGUUUUUUACAUUUUACCAACAUAUUUUUUACGUUUUACUUUCCAUGGUUGUAGACAUUUGUAUUGCAUCUUACAAAAUUGAUAACAACCGUAUGUUACUUUUAUCAAGAGAAAGGAAGCAUUUUUUUAAAGAAAAUUAAUGGUAAGAAUAUUUCUCAAAUACAAAAGAAUAGCGAAUGUAUUUUGUAGAAUAUAUUUUGUCCUCAGUUGAAUUCGUGCACUUACCCACACGUUUUACUUGUGACAUCUUAGUUCUUAUAUCGUUAUUAUUUAAGUACAUUUACUUGGGAAAGUUGAACUAGCAAAUCUAAUAGAUGUUUACCUAGUUUGAUUUAGUUUAAGUAUUAUCUGUAGCUUAAUUAUGUUUUCGGUAUAUAUAAAUAAAACGAUUAUGAAUAUUUAA